Messenger RNA from Fomitopsis serialis, 314 nucleotides. RefSeq lists its product as uncharacterized. The transcript has a single exon. NCBI's taxonomy places the organism in Eukaryota, Fungi, Basidiomycota, Agaricomycetes, Polyporales, Fomitopsidaceae. The record is from RefSeq and is a predicted model, not a curated record. Bases 84 to 263 code for a protein of 59 amino acids.
ACCUCUCGAUGUACGACCACCGAGCGCUGAACCCGGAUGGCCAAUCCUGUGACGCAGACCUACCCGCUCCGACUCUGUAAUCCAUGCAUGCAAGACUGAUGGUGCCAUAUGUAGUUGACUUACAACGAAUGAGCGAUGACGACGACAGCGUGGAGCAAAGCAAGAGGCAGGUGAGGGUAUCCAGGAUAUGCGAUGAUGAGGAUGAUGCAGCGCGACUGCAUGGAUUUGAAGGUCGACGAAAGGAUUCUGGAAGGUCACGGUGAUCUUCGUCCGGAAGGCAUUUCGCCCGGGAGCUCCUCGGGUGUCGACAAGUC